Molecule: messenger RNA, 4294 nt
Organism: Argiope bruennichi
Lineage: Eukaryota; Metazoa; Arthropoda; Arachnida; Araneae; Araneidae
Gene: ICA69
Product: islet cell autoantigen 1-like
Exons: 11
Coding region: 323-1933 (536 amino acids)
Biological process (GO): regulation of transport
Cellular component (GO): Golgi apparatus
Molecular function (GO): protein domain specific binding
Source: RefSeq, a predicted model, not a curated record
GUACUGUUUAUUAUUUGUGUGUGUUCUGCGUUGUAUUGAUAAUGCCGAUGACAUGUAAUUAAAAGUUUUAGUAUUAACUGAAAAUGUAAACUGGAACUCCUGUUUAAAAUCGUUAUAAAUUCGCAAAGAGGUCUCUGUCGGGUAUAUUACUAUUAAAUUAGACACAUACAUCUUCAUGCAUAUGAAAUUGAGUGAGUGAUAUAUAAUUCUGAAAGUUCUGUUAUCGUAAACACCUUUUAAAAAUAAAAAGGUGCUUAGAAGAACACGCUGAAAAUAAAAACUGUUUAAAAAUAUCUGUCGUUGUUAGUUAUUUUAUGAAAAAAUGAAUGACUUCAGAGAAUCUUCUGCUCUUAAUCGAAUGCAAGAACGUUAUUGGACAACAAAACAAGCUGUUUUCAAAAAAUUGGGGAAAAAAGAUGAUGAUUGCAUAAUAGCAAGUGAUGCUGAAUUAGAUGCUAAACUAGAGCUUUUCCAGACUAUUGAGGAAUCAUUCUUGACUUUGAUGAGAGUUUUAGAAAAUUAUCAGGACAAAUUAUGUGGUUUAGCGCAAGAAGAAAAUGCAAUGGGCCGCUUUUUGAAAGAAAAUGGCAGAUAUGAUAAAACCCGUGCUGGCAAAGUUAUGACUGGUGCUGGGAAAGCCCUAAGCUUCAGUGCACAACAAAAAUUAUCUCUUCGGAUACCUUUGGUUCGCCUUUACCAUGAAGUUGAAACUUUCCAGUACCGAGCUAUAGUAGAUACUCUACAAACUGUAGAAAAGAUGGAGAAAGCUCGUACUGCUUAUCGUGGAGCUUUGAUGUGGAUGAAAGACGUAUCCCAACAACUUGAUCCUGAUACAUGUAAACAAAUGGAAAAAUUUAGAAAAGUUCAAAGCAAUGUACGGAAAACCAAAUCAAGAUUUGAUAAGCUAAAACUUGAUACUUUACAGAAAGUUGAUUUACUGUCAUUUUCAAGGUGUAAUUUAUUUUCUCAAGCUCUAGCAACCUACCAAAAUUCUCUGAUGGCAAUGUCGGAAAAGAUGGCCAACACUAUGAUUUCUGUGGCUGAAACAACUAAAGGUUACCAACAUUAUGAAUUUUCCUUAUUAAAAGAGCUUACUGAAACUAGCAAGAAACUGGCUGAGGAAACCUCUGAUAAGAAUGAGAAUUUUGAUGAAGAACAGUCUCUAGUUCCCAAUGCAGAUAAAGAUGUUUUACUCUUUUUUGAAUCAGAAUAUCAUGAUAAUGACGACGAGAAAAUUAAAACUACAAAUGCUAAUAAAAUUAAGGACAGUUCCGGGACAGAUCCUUCAAAUGGCACUGCACAUAAACGAAAACGUCAAACAAAGAAGCCCAACAAGAAAAAUGAGGAAUCAGUCGAAUCUACUUUAAUUAGUAUAGACAAUGAAGAAAUGGUGAAAAAACUGGUUUUUGAUGCACCCACUUCUAAUGAUAGCAAUACACAGCCAACACAGCAUUCUUAUGUUGAUAAUUCUGAAAGCUCUUCUGAUUUGUUAACUGGGAAACUGGAUGAUGAUGCAUACAAAAGUGACUUGGAGUUGUUGAAUGAAAUAUUAGGUUCAAAUUGUGAUUCUUCAAAUUCUAGUCUUUCUGAUUCUCAUUUCCAAAAUGAUCUCUCCUCGGGCUUACCAAUGAAUGAAGAAAGUGAUCGAAAUAACUUUUUUGCAUCACUGCAAAAUAAUUCACAAACAUCAUAUUUUCUUCCAUCACAGUUACUAGACAUGACUAAAGGAUGUAAUGCCUCUCAGAUUGAUAAUUUUGAAUCGUCUUCAAGUUCGGUAACCAAUUCCACCAAAGGUAUUGAAAAUAAUUCUUCGGAGAGAAAUAAGAAGGGAAAGCAAGACAUGUCAAGCUGGUAUAAUUUAUUUGCUGAUUUAGAUCCUUUGGCCAAUCCAGAUUUAAUUGGUAAAAAACCAGUAGAUGAUAUAAAUUGUUAAUUUAAAUUUAGUUAACAUUGUUCUAUGUGUUAUAUGACAGAAUAUUCGCAAUUAUUUUUUUAUGAAAGUGUAAAUUUCUUGCUUUUGAUGAAGGAAAAAAAAAAAAGAACUUUAUUACUUAAUUAUGUACAGUGCAAAUUGUAAAUCUUAUGUAUACUAUAUUACAUGGAGCAAGAAUUUUUGUCAAUGUUGUCUUUCUCUGUUUUUUGGCAGAGUAAUUUAUUCCAGUUUUUUUUUAAUAGUUCUUAAUAUGAUCUAGCUUUAUUAGGUAAAAACCAGUGCAUGAUUUUUUUGUAAAACAUACUGCUGUUACCUUAUUAAAGUUUUUGUUCCUUUCUUUUUUUAAAAAACUAAAUUUAUGUAUCUAAGUAUCAAGUUUAUUCCAGCAUUACUAUUUUCUACUUUUUAUAAAUACAUUUUAUGUCAAAUUUUAUUAAUUAGACUUCAUAAGUUUCUCAGAACUCUUGUAUUGUAAUAAAAUCUGUAGAAUACCUAAUUCAUAAAACAAAUGUUUUAUCCAAUUUAUAAGGUGUUCUUUGUCGAAACUUUUGCUGCAAAAUGUAAUAACGUUUACAAAAAAGUUUGGAAGAUAUAUUGAAGAAAUGUCUUUUUAAAUGCAUUUAUUUAUAUGUUAGAGGUUGAAGGGGUGGCCUUUUCUGUGAAUCUCGAAGCAAUAUCGAAUAUUUUAGAUUUGCUUUGGAUGGCUUUUUUAAUGUUAUUUUUUCAUUUUAAUAGGUUAUUUCUUAUUAAUGAAUUAAAAUAGGUUUAUGAAUGCAGUAGAAUCUAGUCAGAUUUUAAAUUAAUGAAUGUUCUAGUCAUAUUUGUAAUAAACAGUGUUUAUGAAAGGGUAUUAUUUUCUAUUUUUAUGAAUUAAUAAUUUUUCACUAAAAUAUUUCUGAUUAAGUCAUUUUUUGAGUCAUGCCAAUAUGAAAUAUCUUAUUGUCACAUUCCAAUUCAGUAAAACAGUCUAGUCAAUCUGAGUUGUUGUUGAAUAAUAUUACUUUUAUAAGAUAAUAAAUUUACAGUUGUUGCCAUGAUUAAUGUGAUUUUCUGUGAUGACUUAAGUUUUCCUUAUUGUCAAUAUUACAGUAUUUUUUGCAUUUUAUAAUUUUUACAUAUUUGUUGCAUUGGUUUUAAUUUUCUAUCGUGAUUCAAAUUAACCUUUGAUCUACCUAUAUAAUUAAGGAUUAUAUAUUAUGAUGUGAGAAGUAACUGAUCUAAUACUUUUAUUUUUUUGCUCCAUUUUAGUUGGCUGUUUAGUUCUAGCCAAAAUGAUUAUUCUUAUUUUAUUUUUUUCUAAAAACGUACAGUAGAAAAGGAUAGGAUAUUCCAUUUUAUGAUUGUUGUGUACUUUAUUGUUAAAAAUUGUCUUUGAUUAUGGAAUCGAAAUAAGGUGAUUACGAGUAUAUACGUCAAAUUCAGAAUAAAUAAAUUUACUUUUUAUGGUAGUCGGGAAAAAAAGACAACAUAUUAGUUAAGAAAAUUCAUACCUUUAAUUUGAAGAAAUUAAUUGAAUAGAAAAUGAAUUUCAAGGAAGAUUGAAAAGGAAGACAUUUUUCUUUGUUAUACAAUAUUUAUUAAUCAACCAAAUAAAUUUCUGCUUGUUUUGAGAUGAGAAAUUAAUUUAUGAAAUUAGAAUAAUUAUAUUAAACAAGUUUUUGAUAAGUAGUGAACAUUGCAAUUUCAAAAAAAAAGGAACAAAAUUGUCUGUUUAAUGUGAUUAUUGUAAUGGUAUUGCAAUUUUAUAAUUGUUAGGAUUUUUUCUUCCUAUGAUUGUAUUCAAUAACUGCACGGCGUUUGCGUUUUACAGUGACAUAUGUACUCAUUUGACUCUGAAUGCAAAUAUAAAAUGCAUUUAUUUUUCAGCAUAAUGGUGAUGGUACUUAUUUUAUGGUAUUGGGUUUACAGUUUGGUAUAGUUCGAUCACUGUUAUUUGGAAUUAUUUUUAUUGUUGUGUAUUUCAAUUAUUAUUUUACAUUUAUUGGUUAUUGUGCAACAGUUUAUUCUUGUGUUUCAUUUGUUUUAAAUUUAUCUUUAUUUAUCAUAAUCAUAGCAGCUGUAAAUGUCAUUGAUGACAAAAAAAAUGAAUUUGAAAUCGAUUUUUAUUUUAAUUGUAAACAUUAGUGAUUCAAGAAUUUGUAGUACAAAAUAAUGUGGCAUAUGGAACUAAAAUUCAUUGGGAUUAUAACUUAUACUAAAAUUAGAUGUGCAUGUAAAAAAAUUCUGUAUAAUUAUUCACUGAAAAAUUCGUCUGUUUAGCUUGAUUCCGUUUUCUUGUUAUUUCUUGCAUAACAAAUUUAUAGUUUUUUUAUUGCUGUUUCAUUUUAGUCAACUUUAAAUUCUAUAAAUGCUAAUAAAAAA